GCAGCAGUCAAAGCAGGCUUCCUUCAUCAGCCGGCCCUCAAAUAUCCAGUCUGGCCACAGACUGUCAUCAAUCGCACUAUAGUUGAGACCGCUUUUCCCCAAUCUAUUCUCUUGACGGUCCAGUCAGAAUUACAGCGUCGCUGUAGGAAACAGCAGCAAUGCCCGCCUGAAAUCUCCAGCUGAACCUUUUAGUGAGACGACAAGUCAGCGUUCUGAUCAAACGCUGGUACAUCUGCAUUUCGAACAGAGGCGCGGCCGGAGUCGACGAGUGCGUUCGUCACACAAACAACGCAAGAAACUCGGAAGCAGAACGAUAAGCCGUUCUCGCAACCAUGCAUGGUUGGGGUCUCUUCUUCUUCCUCCUCUUCCUCCUUCUCAUCUUCGCGAUCGUCGGAUGGGUGGUCUACACACAAUACAGCGCCCGCAAACAAGGGCUCCCGGCCCCCUCCCUCAAGUCAUGGAAAACUUAUAUCCCGUUCCUUAAGCCUCAAGCUUCCUCAAACUACCCUGCCCCUCGGCAUGCGGGGCCUUUGGAGUGGGCCAGAGAUCAAUUUGCCAAGCUGACCAGGAGACGUACGGCCAGAGGGGCUUACGAGGAGGCCGGAAGUGGUGCGGAUGGACUAGUGUCCGGUGGUGCCAGGGGCCGGGGAGGCAGAGGGAUGGAGGACGAUGCAUGGGACACCCGCGUGGGGAACGAAGACCCCUACGGGCCAGGAGCGGGCUACUCUGGCUACGAAGAACAGGAGCUCGGUUUAGCGCCGACACCAGGAUUGCAGAAUGAACCCUACGGCGGCGGCGCUCGCGGAGGCUCUGGAGGAGACUACUUAGGUGCCAGCGGAAGCGCAGGGUAUUCCGACGUCGAUGUGAGCGGACGCGGCCGGCCGGCCAGUUCCUCAAGAGACAAUCCGUUUGGCGAUCAGCAUGAGGCGACGCCGAGGCUGAGGAGCGUGAGCCCCAGGCCGGAAUCCGAUGGCAUGGGGGCAAAGGGACAUACGAAGGGGAAUCAGAGUUUGGACACCCAGGGCAGCGGAGACGGGAGCUCGAGUCCGAUCAGCACGAGGAAAAGCGUCUUUCGAGAAGGGAUAUAGCGGCGGCGGCGGCGUCGACGACGACGACGAUAACGACUGAAGAACGCAGAGGAUCAUGAUGGGUGGAUGAUUGAUGGAAGACGUCCCAAAAGAGCCGGUCCAUGUGAACUCAUUUAGGAAGCGGUGCUUGAAUCUUGUCCGAGCUUGGAGAAAAAUACUGAAGAAGGCGCAAAGCAUGGUCGAACAUCUCUUUAUUGCUGAGAGAGUCAAUUGGAUAUGCCCUUCUAUACGAUUGCUUGGGAGGGAGGAAAUUCGGGCAAAGCAUGGCCCCCAAAAUGUCGGGAGUUUGGAACUGGUGCGCGUCCUUGGAAACUUGUCAGAAAGCCAUAGGGGAGAAAAAUACGAAUUAAUGAUAAACUAUAGUCCUGCGUACAAAGAUAUCUAUCGC
Molecule: messenger RNA, 1476 nt
Organism: Cladophialophora immunda
Lineage: Eukaryota; Fungi; Ascomycota; Eurotiomycetes; Chaetothyriales; Herpotrichiellaceae
Exons: 2
Coding region: 333-1088 (251 amino acids)
Source: RefSeq, a predicted model, not a curated record